CUUCCUCUCAAAGUGUGAGAAGUCACCAAGUCAGUCUGUCGCUUGUGGAACCUUCCAAUUUGCGUGUCGAAACGGUGUGGAAUGUGUGGCCGUCUACGACACUUGUAAUUCCAUCCCUCAGUGUUCAGAUGGUAGUGAUGAGGAUCCAGAGCAAUGUCCGGGCACAAGUACUGUCAUUCCUCCUGGUUUUCCACCAAGGCAACAAAACGUUCCGCCCAAUCAACCAGGAAUACCACACCCGCGACCAGAUGUGAUGCCACGCCCAUCCAGCAUAAAUCAAUGGGGGCGGGAAGGAGAGCGAUACAUUCCACAGCAGCAACAACAGCCCGUUCAAGCACAAAGCAUGUUUCAACAUAAAACGAAUGGGAUUCUUCCCAACAAUGUGAUAAUGGGUCAACCACCGCAACCACCAGCACAGCAACAACAGCAGUUACCACAACAGCAACAACAACUUCCACCCGGUUUCUGGCCCAAUGGAGGACAAAUACAGUUUCCCUACGGCUACAACCAAGCGCCCCGAGUCGAUUAUUCGAAUAACUUUGGCUAUGGAUUCGCUCCAAAUGCAAAACCACAAGCCAAUAAUAAUGGAGAGUAUUAUUCGAACAGUUUUAACGUUCAAACGCCUCAACAAUUUACACCUCAACCAGCCGUUCCACCGGGUGAAUCCAACAAUGCCAAUGAGGGAGCCAAGAAAGGAAAUCAAAAGAUGACAACCAAAGAGCCAAUGACAACAACGUCUUCACCAUCGACGAAGUCCGAUCACCUGAUAAUGCAAGACUUCAAAGCUAUACUCAUAGAAGAUCUGAAGGACGAGGACUUCAUCAUGGAAACCCCUGCAGCCGCUAUGUUCACAUUGGUUGUGGGUGUCAUAUUGAGCGGUUUCUUGGCCGUCAUAUUGGUUUGCCGAGUUCGAACUCUGAGAAGAAGGGGCAGGAAACGAAAUGUUUCGGCAGAUGCCGAUGGGGAUUAUUUGGUAAAUGGAAUGUACUUGUAAUUGUAAUCCAGAUAAUGACAUGUAAUUUCCAAAAUGAAAUAUACAUAAUAGAAAUA
This is a messenger RNA of Tigriopus californicus, 1050 nucleotides long. RefSeq lists its product as uncharacterized. The record is from RefSeq and is a predicted model, not a curated record. Lineage: Eukaryota; Metazoa; Arthropoda; Copepoda; Harpacticoida; Harpacticidae. Bases 254 to 994 code for a protein of 246 amino acids. The transcript is spliced from 7 exons.